Thermothelomyces thermophilus ATCC 42464 is the source of this 596-nucleotide messenger RNA. RefSeq lists its product as uncharacterized. The transcript has a single exon. The record is from RefSeq and is a predicted model, not a curated record. The coding region runs from base 436 to 591 and encodes 51 amino acids. NCBI's taxonomy places the organism in Eukaryota, Fungi, Ascomycota, Sordariomycetes, Sordariales, Chaetomiaceae.
UAAGCUUUCAAGAAGUUUGACAUAAGAGAUGUAUGUUUUCAGGAUGCAUCUUCUGCCUGAGAGUGAACAGCUUUUCCCCGUCACCGUUUUUUGUCCAUGCGAGACUGAGUUACGGGUUCUUUAUGGGGGGGAAGGGGGGUAGUUUCUGCGAGAUGGAAGCCUGACUGGGGAAUGAUGGAGACAACCCGGCAUCCGGGAUCGCCUGCAUUUUCUAUCUCCCCAUCUCGACCUGGGGCAAUUUAUUAAACCGGCCCAGCUGCCACCCGGAACCCCGGACUCUCUUCUGCAAAACACCUUGACCACUCUCUCCUCUCUUCCCUCUCGAGUUGCACCAGCGGUUACCAGGACGUCGCCUAUCUGCUCCUCUUUCAACAUCUCUCCGUCCCGCUCCUCCCCCCAAGCGCUUCUCGUCUCGAACAGCCCGGAGACUCGGAAAUGGCGUCUUCAAUGGCCUCGGCGGCUCUCAAGUCGCGCAUCAAGCGCCCCUCGAUGCUGAAGAAGCUGUGCCAGCCUCAAGACCUGCUCCAACACUUCCCUAACGGCGCCUACAUCGGCUGGUCCGGGUUCACUGGCGUUGGUUAUCCAAAGUAAGACAU